Molecule: messenger RNA, 5452 nt
Organism: Acomys russatus (golden spiny mouse)
Lineage: Eukaryota; Metazoa; Chordata; Mammalia; Rodentia; Muridae
Gene: Dab2ip
Product: DAB2 interacting protein
Exons: 17
Coding region: 54-3557 (1167 amino acids)
Biological process (GO): regulation of GTPase activity
Source: RefSeq, a predicted model, not a curated record
UGGGGCCCGUGUGAGCGCGCCCAGGCCUGGCUCGGUGCCCGGCGGGCGGCAGCAUGUCCGCGGGCAGCAACGCCAGGAAGAGCACCGGGAGGCCGUCCUACUACUACCGGCUGCUGCGGCGGCCCCGGCUGCAGCGACAGAGGAGCCGCUCCCGCAGCCGGACCCGGCCCGCCAGGGAGUCACCCCAAGAAAGGCCAGGCUCCCGGCGCAGCCUUCCCGGCAGCCUGUCAGAGAAAAGCGCAAGCAUGGAGCCCUCGGCUGCAACCCCGUUCCGGGUCACGGGCUUCCUCAGCCGCCGCCUCAAGGGCUCCAUCAAGCGCACCAAGAGCCAGCCCAAGCUGGACCGCAACCACAGCUUCCGCCACAUCCUGCCGGGGUUCCGGAGCGCAGCCGCCGCCGCCACCGCCGCGGACAAUGAGAGGUCCCAUCUGAUGCCAAGGCUGAAGGAGUCUCGGUCACACGAGUCCCUGCUCAGCCCCAGCAGCGCAGUGGAGGCGCUGGACCUCAGCAUGGAGGAGGAAGUGCUCAUCAAGCCUGUUCACAGCAGCAUCCUGGGUCAGGACUACUGCUUCGAGGUGACAACGCCAUCAGGAAGCAAGUGCUUUUCCUGCCGCUCGGCAGCUGAACGAGAUAAGUGGAUGGAGAACCUGAGGCGAGCAGUGCACCCCAACAAGACCCCUCUUACGCAGGACAACAGCCGGCGUGUGGAGCACAUCCUGAAGCUGUGGGUGAUUGAGGCCAAGGAUCUGCCAGCCAAGAAGAAGUACCUGUGUGAACUGUGCCUGGACGAUGUGCUGUAUGCCCGCACCACGGGCAAGCUCAAGACGGACAACGUCUUCUGGGGAGAGCACUUCGAGUUCCACAACCUGCCGCCUCUGCGCACAGUCACUGUCCACCUGUACCGGGAGACUGACAAGAAGAAGAAAAAGGAACGCAACAGCUACCUGGGCCUGGUGAGCCUGCCUGCUGCCUCUGUGGCUGGGCGGCAGUUUGUGGAGAAGUGGUACCCAGUGGUGACCCCCAAUCCCAAGGGUGGCAAGGGCCCUGGGCCCAUGAUCCGCAUCAAGGCACGCUACCAGACCAUCACCAUCUUGCCCAUGGAGAUGUACAAGGAGUUCGCAGAGCAUAUCACCAAUCACUACCUGGGGCUGUGCGCAGCACUCGAGCCCAUCCUCAGCGCCAAGACCAAGGAGGAGAUGGCAUCCGCUCUGGUGCACAUCCUGCAGAGCACAGGCAAGGUGAAGGACUUCCUAACAGACCUGAUGAUGUCAGAGGUGGACCGCUGUGGGGACAACGAGCACCUCAUCUUCCGGGAGAACACACUGGCCACCAAGGCCAUCGAGGAAUACCUCAAACUUGUGGGUCAGAAGUACCUGCAGGAUGCACUAGGCGAGUUUAUCAAAGCUCUGUAUGAGUCAGACGAAAAUUGUGAAGUGGACCCGAGCAAGUGCUCAGCUGCUGACCUUCCUGAGCACCAGGGCAACCUCAAGAUGUGCUGUGAGCUGGCCUUCUGCAAGAUCAUCAACUCCUACUGUGUCUUCCCACGGGAGCUUAAAGAGGUGUUCGCCUCAUGGCGGCAGGAGUGUAGCAGCCGUGGCCGGCCAGACAUCAGUGAACGGCUCAUCAGCGCCUCCCUCUUCCUGCGCUUCCUGUGCCCUGCCAUCAUGUCGCCCUCACUCUUCAACCUGCUUCAGGAGUACCCUGAUGACCGCACAGCUCGCACCCUCACGCUCAUCGCCAAAGUCACCCAGAACCUGGCCAACUUCGCCAAGUUUGGCAGCAAGGAGGAGUACAUGGCAUUUAUGAAUCAGUUCCUGGAGCAUGAGUGGACCAACAUGCAGCGCUUCCUGCUGGAGAUCUCCAACCCUGAGACCCUUUCCAACACGGCAGGCUUCGAGGGUUACAUAGACCUGGGCCGGGAGCUCUCCAGCCUGCAUUCUCUGCUCUGGGAUGCUGUGAGCCAGCUUGAUCAGAGUGUUGUGUCCAAACUGGGACCCCUGCCUCGUAUCCUGAGGGAUGUCCACACAGCACUGAGCACUCCAGGCAGUGGGCAGCUCCCUGGCACCAAUGACCUGGCCUCCACACCAGGCUCCGGCAGCAGCAGUGUCUCAGCUGGGCUGCAGAAGAUGGUGAUUGACAAUGACCUCUCUGGUCUGAUAGAUUUCACCCGGUUACCGUCUCCAACCCCCGAAAACAAGGACUUGUUUUUUGUCACAAGGUCCUCCGGGGUCCAGCCCUCACCUGCCCGCAGCUCGAGCUACUCAGAAGCCAACGAGCCUGACUUGCAGAUGGCCAACGGCAGCAAGAGCCUGUCCAUGGUGGACCUCCAGGACGCCCGCACACUGGAUGGGGAGGCAGGUUCCCCAGUGGGCCCCGAUGCCCUACCUGCUGACGGGCAGGUGCCUGCAACUCAGCUGGUGGCUGGGUGGCCAGCCCGGGCAGCCCCAGUGAGUCUGGCAGGGUUGGCCACAGUGCGGCGGGCAGUGCCAACACCGACCACACCAGGCACCUCCGAGGGUGCACCAGGCCGGCCCCAGCUGUUGGCCCCACUCUCCUUCCAGAAUCCUGUGUACCAGAUGGCAGCUGGCUUGCCGCUGUCACCCCGUGGCCUUGGUGACUCAGGCUCUGAGGGCCACAGCUCCCUGAGCUCUCACAGCAAUAGUGAAGAGCUGGCAGCCGCUGCCAAACUGGGAAGUUUCAGCACUGCUGCAGAGGAGCUAGCAAGGCGGCCAGGUGAGCUGGCACGGAGGCAGAUGUCACUGACUGAGAAGGGUGGCCAGCCCACAGUGCCUAGGCAAAACAGUGCGGGCCCCCAGCGGAGGAUUGACCAGCCACCACCGCCACCACCACCACCACCUCCUGCCCCCCGGGGCAGGACACCUCCUACUUUGCUGAGCACCCUACAGUACCCAAGACCCUCAAGUGGAACCCUGGCCUCAGCAUCACCUGACUGGGCUGGCCCUGGUACCCGGCUGCGGCAGCAGUCCUCCUCCUCCAAGGGAGACAGCCCAGAACUGAAGCCCCGCGCCAUGCACAAGCAGGGCCCUUCACCCGUGAGCCCCAAUGCCCUGGACCGCACAGCCGCUUGGCUCUUGACCAUGAACGCGCAGUUGUUAGAAGACGAGGGCCUGGGCCCAGAUCCCCCCCACAGGGAUAGGCUAAGGAGUAAGGAGGAGCUCAGCCAAGCAGAAAAGGAUCUGGCAGUGCUGCAAGACAAACUGCGAAUCUCCACAAAGAAGCUGGAGGAAUACGAGACCCUGUUCAAGUGCCAGGAGGAGACGACGCAGAAGCUGGUGCUGGAGUACCAGGCGCGGCUGGAAGAGGGCGAGGAGCGCCUGCGGCGGCAGCAAGAGGACAAGGACAUCCAGAUGAAGGGCAUCAUCAGCAGGUUGAUGUCUGUGGAAGAGGAACUGAAGAAGGACCAUGCUGAGAUGCAGGCAGCUGUAGACUCCAAACAGAAGAUCAUUGAUGCCCAGGAAAAACGCAUCGCCUCACUGGAUGCUGCCAAUGCCCGCCUCAUGAGCGCCCUCACGCAGCUGAAAGAGAGUAUGCAUUAGAAACAAAAGCCCGCUUGCUCGCUUGCUGGAACACAGGGGCCUUUUAAAUUGAGCGUGCGCACUGCAUGGGAAAUAGCGGCCCUGGAGGAUGUUAGACUUGCUCCCUCUCCAAGACAGCAGCAGCCUGCACCAGGCCCCGUGUGUGCAGUCGCCUCUCCUCACCCUCCCAGGCCCAGCCAAGGACCCAGGCACUGCAGGCAGGGAGGGGCACACCCCACAGCUGGGGCUGGUUUCCCCAGCUCUAGGCUGUUCUGUAGCAUAUCUGCCCCUCCCUCCCCCCUUUUGUGGGACAGAGAUGGGCAGGAAUUUGGGUCUCUCGGGUCCCCAUCUGUUCCCACACCCUAGAUUCCAAGCCCUGGUUCUGAGUCACCUAGGGCAGGAGCUAGGGCCUCUGCCCAGACAACAGAAUGGGGCUAGGCCACCUGCACUUAGCUCCUAGAGUCCUCAUAAGGAAGGGUGGAAGUCCUGGAGGUGUGGCCCAGCCAUGCUGCACCCCAUCCUCAGCCCAUGGAUAGGCAAGGGUAAAAGGUAGAUACCCUGGGACACGCUUUCAGUUGCAACCUACAACCCAGUUAGGCUGCAGACAAACGCUGGGAGAGAGGACGUGGCCAUCAAGGGUCAGACCUCAGGAAGGAAGGACGUGGGGCUGAGGCCCUGCCACUGCCCUUCCUGCCCUACUCCUAUCCACACCCCUGCGCCUCUGCAUUUCAGCCAGGGUAGCCUCUUGGGUGGGGCCUGGCCUGGCCUGGGUCUUGCCCUUCCACUGCCCAGGGAACCCUGUUUUCCUCCCUACCCACACUCUCGCCCAUGCCUCGUAAAGUGACCUCUGUCUGAGCGCCUCCUAGCAAUAUGGGGAGGUCCCCAGGCCUGGACAGGAGGGCGCAGGGCCAGAUGCAAUGGCCCCUCUGGCGGGGUUGUUAGCUCUCAGGCCGAGAGCCUUAUUUACCUAGUGCAAAAACUGUAAAAGUGUACAGACUCUCCACAGAUUUUUAUCUUAAUUGCAAGUCUGCCGAUUUUUGUAAAUGUUCUUGGUGUUCGACUGUAAUGGAACUAUUUCACCCAAGGGUUGUACAUAGUCCUAAAGUCCUGGUGCUGCGAGGGCUGGCCGGGACCGCUGCUCUCACGGUUGAUAUUAUAGCCUAGAGAAUGGUGCUGGGCAGGACAGCGAGCUUUGCAGUCUAGGUGUCUGUCUUUUUUCUGCCUGGGGCACAGAUUUGUUGGCUUUGCAGCAUGCUGUCGGGGUGGGAGGUUGAGGGGGCACCUGUCCCAACGGGGCCAGUAAAGCAUCCUCCUGACCACAGCCUUGAGGCUGAGCUCUGCCUACAGCAAGGGCUGGAGUUGCCAGAGGCCCCAAGGGAAAGGUGGCCCUACUCUGGGAAGACCCUGGCCACUGACACCCGGGCUCUGCUGGAGAGAGAAGCCCCUCCCCUGCCAACACAGACACCUGGCCUUUCUGCUCAACUUGUAUGUUAGGGUGAAGGAAACUGCCAAACUUCGUUUGAGCCAAGAUCUCUGCCCAGGAGUGGCGGUGGGGACCAGGGCCAGCUCCAUGUGCACCCCAGCACCUGCCCGAGGGGUACCACACCCUCACACCCGUACGUCUGGGAGCCAGACUGUCCAGGGAACCAGCCCCUCUUUUCUAUAUACUCAGCCACAAGGCUAUCCCUCUUCCCCAUGUGCCCAGCUCCUCCCCCUUUUGUAAGUAUGUGAAAAGGAGAAAAUGCAAUUGUCAAGAGUGGGCCGGAGCCCUUCCUCCAGCCGUGACUUUUAACCAUGUAAUAAUGUACAGAGGAGGUGUUGAUGUUCGAAGACUCUGUGUGGCUGUGCAAUUUCUGUACAUUUGCAAUUAGAAAUAUUAAAGAUUUAUUUAGCUAUUUUAAGCCUGACUUGCCUCU